Molecule: messenger RNA, 790 nt
Organism: Drosophila simulans
Lineage: Eukaryota; Metazoa; Arthropoda; Insecta; Diptera; Drosophilidae
Exons: 1
Coding region: 110-652 (180 amino acids)
Molecular function (GO): protein binding
Source: RefSeq, a predicted model, not a curated record
ACGACAGUUUGGCAAGAGGGAUUCCAGAAGCAAAGUUCUAUCCGAACAAAGCAGAUCAAAGCUUGUGCAUAAAACGAAAAAAGUUUCAGUUCGACGUGCCACCAUAUAUAUGCAUAUAUAUAUCAGGAUCAGGAUGCGAAAGAUGCAAGUUCUAGUGCAGACGAUCGAUGGCAAGAUUAACGUCUACGAGGUGGAUCGCUUCGGAACGGUGGCCAACCUGAAGGCACGGAUCGGGCGAGCCAUGUCCGUGCCCAUGGGCUUCAGUCGGCUGUCCCACAAGGGUCGCUUGCUGUCCAAUGAGAUCAUACUGGAGGAAGUGGGCCAUAUGUCCAUCCUGGAUCUCACCUGGAAGCCGAUCGUCCUGACGCCCAAGCAACUGUGCGAAAAGAGGAGCGGCAAGUUCAGCAAAGUUGGCUAUGGCAGGAAAGACGAUGGUGAUGGUAUGCUUACAUUGAUCGGCGGUUACCAGCAACGCACGGAUCAGGCAGGUGGCGAUGAUGAACUGAAGGCCGAGGACUUGACUGGAUUCGAUUUGUUGCCCCAUGAUUUUCUGGACAAUGGCCAGACGGAGCUGAAGCCGAUUGCUCUAUUGGAUCUCAUGGAUUCUCUGGAUCUCAAUAAGCAGGCCACGAAGAACGACAAUGAGAAGUAGACUGCAAUAAUUAAUCUCCAAUUCAAAUGGUUUUGACAUUUUUUCAUUUCGAAAUUCCUUCAAGCCAAACGAUUAUCAAGAUACAAGUAUAAAUAAUAAACUUUCAGUCAUGCAUUACAUUCAUUUAUUUUUAAUAUU